CUGAGUCACUGCUGCUAAUUUAAUUCCUCUGCUUCAUUCCAAGGAUUCCAGAGGAAAACUGUCACCUUUCCAAAAUACCACGAAGGCCUGUUGCUUCUUUGCGUACACUACCGCAUCUUAGAUCUUUUUUUCCAAUCCUAAUGAGUGGGCAGGAACUUCUUGGAGGAGCCAAAAUUAACCCUGUUAGUGGAACGCUUCAUAUUCUCUCUCACUCUUUUUUUUCUCCCUUGCCCUCCACAACCUUUUUUUAAAAUAAAGCAAAGUUCAGAGAAAGUUUUUCCUUUCCUUUCCCCCUUUUCUCCUCCAGUAGCACACACAAAACCAAGCUCUUGAGUGUCUUCUGAAAGUAUCUCUCCUGGCAUUAUAGAGCCUGGCAGCUGGGCAAAGGAAGCCAGCCCCUCCAGAGAGAUGGGGGAUGCUGGGGAAAAGGUUCUGGAUAAUGAUGCCGAAGGGGUGUGGAGCCCAGACAUCGAACAGAGUUUCCAGGAGGCCCUGGCAAUCUACCCACCCUGUGGGAGGCGCAAAAUUAUUCUUUCAGACGAGGGAAAGAUGUAUGGUCGUAAUGAGCUCAUUGCUCGUUACAUCAAGUUGAGGACUGGGAAAACACGGACAAGGAAACAGGUCUCCAGUCAUAUCCAGGUGUUGGCCCGGCGAAAAACGCGAGAGAUUCAAGCCAAGCUCAAAGAUCAAGUAGCAAAGGACAAAGCACUUCAGAGUAUGGCAGCCAUGUCUUCUGCUCAGCUUGUUUCAGCCGCUAUCCUCCAGGAGAAACUAGGCCUGUCGGAAGCUCACUAUCCACCCAGCACCACCACCCAAUCCACAGACUUUUUCCAUUUCUGGGCAGGGGAUGUAAACCAAGGCCAAUCUACUCCAGAUAUCAAGCCCAUCCUCCAGCCACCAUAUCCCAUCACACCAAUUGCAGCAUCACCUGCUGCCCCAGGUUAUCCCACCACUCCAGGGAGGGGCUCUUGUCUCCCCACCACAACUACCUCUUGGCCAGGAAGCCAUAUUGGUACAGAAACACUGCGACUAGUGGAGUUUACUGCUUUUGUGGAGCGGCAGAGUGAACGAGAUACGCGUAAGCAGCAGCAUCGUUUUGUUCACAUUGACCCAACACCCACCUCUGAGUCAGCUCUGGAGAUGGUGGACGUACGCCAGAUCUAUGAUAAGUUUCCAGAGAAGGGAGGUGGACUGCGAGAUUUGUAUGAUCAAGGGCCUCCUCAUGCUUUCUUCUUGGUUAAAUUCUGGGCUGACCUAAGCUUUUCCCUCCUUGAAAAAGAACCUGGAGGCACAGGAGGGAUCUUCUAUGGGGUGAGCAGCCGAUACGAGGGCCCACGGGCUCUGACUCUCAGUUGCACCUCCAAAGUCUGCUCGUUUGGCAAACAGGUGGUGGAAAAACUGGAGACAGCCGAGCCCCCUCACUGGGAAGAUGGCCGCUUUGUUUUCCGUAUGCAACGUUCGCCACUCUGCGAGUACCUCAUUAAUUUUAUUCGCAAACUACAAACAUUGCCAGAAAAACCAAUGAUGGAUAGCGUGCUUGAAAAUUUCACUAUCCUGCAGGUUUUGCGAGAUCAAGAAACUCAGGAAUUGCUACUGUGUGUGGCCUUUGUGUUUGAAGUGUCUGCAAGCGAACGGGGAGCACAGCAUCACAUCUAUCAGCUAGGCCGGGACUGAGAAAUGGUUUUUCACCACGUUCAAUAAAUAAACCCCAACCAAACUGGCCAUCUUCCUCUUAUCCCAUCACAUCCUAGUGGCUGGCAGAACUGAUGGCUGAAUUGCCAGAAAAACUGCUGACCUCAUUCAUACUAACUUUUGAGUUUACCAAUGGAUAAUUUUCUCUGUUUGAUGAACACAAAAUCCGAGCAUUAGACCUAAACCCUUAAAAGGCAUGUGAACUCAUUGCUCAGUAGACCAUCUUUCAGCUGGCAUGGCGUGAUAGUAACCAUGGUCCUUUGAAUAGGUGUACUUCUGGAAGAAUACUCUUGGGUCUGGUGAUCUCCAGCCUGUUGAGGGCAAUAGUCAACCUCAACUCCAUUUGUAUCCUUCCAGUUCUUCUCUGACAACAUCUCAUGUGAUUGCUUCUCUGGGCUCUAACACUCCGCUGUAAGAAGAAAUGGUAUUUCUUAGCACUCCUGUUUUGAAAGACAAUCAGGCUUCGAUGUACAUUAUAACUUAAUUCUCACAAAUUGCUGAAGAGUGAACCCAUUGCUACAUUAUUAUGUCAGGCUCUAAGACAGUGGUUCUCAACCUGUGGGUCGGGACCCCAUUUGGGGUCGAACGACCAUUUCACGGGGGUCGCCAAACAAGGCUGUCCGCCAUUUUUCCCUUUUCUUUGGCCACGCCCCUGGCACCCGGUGAUGUAUAAGUGGUUGGGGGGUCACCACAACUUGGGGAACUGUAUUAUGGGGUCGCGGCAUUAGAAAGGUUGAGAACCACUGCUCUAAGAAAAAGGUUUAUACCAGGAGUGCAUAACCUGAUGCUCCCAAUUCACAUGUCAUUCCCCAGAUCCCUUUAAGAGUCCACCUAACUGAAGGGUUUAAUGUGAUCAAGUUGAAGACUGUAUUUACAUUGGCAGUAAUGAUAUUAAGGUUUAAUACAACUUUUAAGUCAAAUUUGAA
Messenger RNA from Crotalus tigris (Tiger rattlesnake), 2618 nucleotides. It is a transcript of the gene TEAD2, whose product is annotated as TEA domain transcription factor 2. Gene Ontology annotation, biological process: embryonic organ development; hippo signaling; regulation of transcription by RNA polymerase II. The record is from RefSeq and is a predicted model, not a curated record. The transcript is spliced from 12 exons. Bases 409 to 1674 code for a protein of 421 amino acids. Lineage: Eukaryota; Metazoa; Chordata; Lepidosauria; Squamata; Viperidae. Gene Ontology annotation, molecular function: RNA polymerase II cis-regulatory region sequence-specific DNA binding; DNA-binding transcription factor activity, RNA polymerase II-specific. Gene Ontology annotation, cellular component: transcription regulator complex.